GGCGGCGUCACCGCUGCCACUCCCCCAGGCAGGAAGGGCGCAUCCCGGAUAGCUAGCUGGCUAGCUCAAGUCAAUACAACCAUGGCAGUAAACCUCAGCAAAAAUGGCCCCGCGUUAACAGCGGCGUACCAAGAAGUCGUCAAUGAAAAAUCCGAUACCAACUGGGCCUUGUUCACCUAUGAGGGAAACAGUAAUGACGUCCGCCUGGCAGAAAAGGGAGAUGGAGGAUUGGAGGAGCUGGUGGAGGAGCUAAACAGUGGAAAAGUGAUGUAUGCUUUCUGUCGGGUCCAGGACCCAAACUCCGGUCUUCCUAAAUAUGUCCUCAUCAAUUGGACGGGGGAAGGAGUGAAUGAUGCCAGGAAAGGACUUUGUGCAAAUCAUGUGAGCUCCAUGGCAAACUUUCUUAAGGGGGCGCACGUGACAGUAAAUGCCAGAGCAGAUGAGGAUGUCGAACCUGAGGUGAUCAUGGAGAAGGUGGCCAAGGCCUCAGGAGCCAACUACAGCUUCCACAAAGAAGCUUCCAGCCGCUUCCAAGACAGUGUCCCUCAGGGUCCCGUGGGCUCUGUGUACCAGAAGACCAACGCUAUGUCAGAAAUCAGGAGGACCAACAAGGACACAUUCUGGGCACAGGCAGAGAAAGAGGAGGAGAGACGUCGCGUGGAGGAGCGGCGCAAAGCGGAUGAAGAGCGCCAGCAUCUGGAGAAAGAGCGGAAGGACAGGGAAGUCAAGGAGGCAGCGCUGAGGGACAAACGGGACAAGGAGAGGGCUGUUCAAAUUGAGCAACAGAAGAAGUACCAGCAGCAGCAGGAGGCUGAGAGCAGAGAGCACGAGAAACAACGCUGGGAGCAGCAGGGGGAGAUCCAGGAAGCCCAGAAGCAAGCAGUCCGACGAGGGGAAUCUGUGGAAAAGGCCAAUGAGGCGGCUUCCCUGAUUUCACAGAGAGCUGUGAAUCCCAGAGACAUGUUCAAGCAGAGAGAGAGGGGAAUAACUCCCAGUGAUUCAAGUGUGCCCUCUGCUGCCCCUGUCAGCCCCCAGCCAGGGCGCCUGCAAAGCCCCUUUCUCUCUCAGUACGAAAGCGAGCGAGCCGACUCGCCUCAGCGCCAAGCUUCUCCGGUGCCGGCAGGCUCCGCCUCCACUGUCCACGCAGCAGAGCCAGAUGUGGAGGAUGGACAGUCCAGGUGUGAGUAUGACGCGCAGGAGGAAGCCCCUGAGGAGCAUUUGAGAGAGGAAGUGCCAGCUGCCAGCCCCUGUGUCCAGGAGCAUUUAUAUGAAGACCCCCCCCAGGUUGAGGAGAACAACUCUGAGGUGACUGCAGAGGAAACAUCAGAAAGAGGAAUCUGUGCGCGGGCCUUAUAUGAUUACCAGGCUGCCGACGACACCGAGAUCUCCUUCGACCCUGACGAGAUCAUCACCGGGAUCGAGAUGAUCGAUGAGGGAUGGUGGCGAGGCUACGACCCCAAUGGCCAUUUCGGAAUGUUCCCAGCCAACUACGUGGAGCUGGUGUAGGCCUGCGCCUUCCGCAGUAACACGGAACCUCCCACGAACAGUCCUCCGCUGAUCACGCUGCUCCACAUCACGGACCGAUGAAUGGACGCUCAACUCAAAGGCCUGGACAUUUCAAAUUGAUCAUGUCAAACCAGCUCCGUGAACAUGUUGAUGUUGUACGCAGGUACGCCACCUCCACCACUUUACCUGUAAAUGUGAUGAGCCUUAGUUUAAAUCUUGACAUUUUCUGAGCGUACGCAGCACUUGAGUCCACAUUCCUUUCAAAGUGACUUCAUUAUCUGGUGUCAUUUCAUUAUUACUUGCUGAGACAGCAAAGCUAGUGGUACGAGAUGAAUUUGAAUCCCAUCUCUUGUUUAUUGCCGUUGUUUUCCGUAAGACCAAAUGGCCCUUUUCACGUGACGGACCAUAAAUCAUGUAUGAAUUUCAAAGUGUUUUAGACCGAGUUUGAAGUGAAUAUUUUUAACACACAACACAGUCGCGCUCCCCUUUGGGUGGUCGACUUUGUGACGUGAGAGUGAAUACCAAAUGAAUUUCCCUGCAGUGUGUCAUGUCUUCUUGGUCCCUUCAUUUCAACUUUUUCAAGAUGCGCUAAAGAGAAGUAAACAUUCAAAACAGCAUGUUUGCAAUGAUUGCUUUGGAACAUAUGUGAUGUGAGAGUGGAUGUAAUGAGUAUAAAGCUUUCUGUGACAUUUUAGAGAAACAACUUGUGUUUGAUCUUGAAACAUCUUUCUGCUUUUCAAAGUAUGAUUCCCCUAACAGUUGACUAAAUGAAACAUGAAAUUUGGAACAUACGUAUGUGUCGUUAUAUGCCAGAGUCUAUUGCAAUCCAUCUUUUGUAAUAAAACUAAUAAAUCUG
Molecule: messenger RNA, 2362 nt
Organism: Phyllopteryx taeniolatus (common seadragon)
Lineage: Eukaryota; Metazoa; Chordata; Actinopteri; Syngnathiformes; Syngnathidae
Gene: dbnlb
Product: drebrin-like b
Exons: 15
Coding region: 82-1506 (474 amino acids)
Biological process (GO): regulation of actin filament polymerization; positive regulation of dendritic spine morphogenesis; postsynaptic actin cytoskeleton organization
Cellular component (GO): dendrite; postsynaptic density; actin filament
Molecular function (GO): actin filament binding
Source: RefSeq, a predicted model, not a curated record